Molecule: messenger RNA, 1067 nt
Organism: Salvia hispanica
Lineage: Eukaryota; Viridiplantae; Streptophyta; Magnoliopsida; Lamiales; Lamiaceae
Product: protein VACUOLELESS GAMETOPHYTES-like
Source: RefSeq, a predicted model, not a curated record
AUGGGAAGGAUACAGAGUGAAUCCCAUUUCAGCCAUCCACACCCGUUGACUCUCAUCUCCCAUGCCGACGGCGGCGCCACCAAUCCAUCUUGUUGUUCAGGAUGCAAGCUGAAGCUCUCCGGCAUGAUCUACUCCUGCACAAUCUGCUCUUUCUUCCUCCACCAAAAAUGCUUCCAAAUGCCCAACGCCAUCACCCACCCUUUCCACAAGGAACACCCUCUCACACUCCUCGCUGAGCCGGCCUACGCCGGCGGCGAGUUCAGCUGCGACGCCUGCGCCCAGCGCGGCUCCGGCUUCUCCUACCACUGCAAGCCCUGCGGCCUCGACCUGCACAUACUCUGCGCCGCCGCGCCCCUGUCCCUGGCCACGCCGCGCCAUGCUCACAAGCUCGGGCUCGCGUUCGCGGCCCCUUACGAUACCAAGAGCUUCGUGUGCGAUGUCUGCAGCUUCCAUGGCGGGGAUCACUGGCUCUAUAGGUGCAUCGCGUGUGGAUUUGAUGCGCAUUUGAAAUGCGCGGCUACUGCGGCGCCUCGCCCUCAUUGUGGUGCUGCUUUGGGUGUUCCUGCGAAUGAACAGAUGAUGCAGAUGAUUCAGAUUAAUAAUGCGUUGGCUCAGGCGGGCCGAGGCGGUGGUGAUAGGCAGUUGCAGCAGAUGAUGCAGUUGAUGUCUGCUCUCAAUCGCAGUGGCCUUGAUAUUAAUGGAGUAGGAGGAUUGGAAUCUUUGCUUGGUGGCGGAGGACUGGAAUCUUUACUUGGUGGCGGCGGAGGAGGGCUAGACUUUAUUGGAGGACUGCUCUGAAUAUCCAAGCCUGAAAAGGAUGGCUUGUCUGAUUCUGUUUCUGUUUACAGUCAUUGUGUUUUUCUACCAAUUUGGACUUGAGAAGUUUCCAAAUAAAAUUAUUGAAUGUUGUGCUCUAUACAAUUGUAUUUGUAAAUAAAGGUGAUCUGAAUCAAUAUUGUUGGUGUGGUGAUUCAGCAUCUCGUCCCUUAAACAUGAGGCCAAGGGUUCGAUUUCUGCCCAUUUGGUUCUCGUCUCUUAAACAUGAGGUCAAGGGCUCGAUUUCUGUC